AUCCGGCGCCAAAGCGGAAGAACUUCCGGUGGCUUCCGUGGUUUCUGAGCCGGGGGCAAGGUUCGAGUCUGUGAGUGCGGCCUCAUGUCGUCUUUCAACUGCUCUGCUUUCGUUGUGUGUGGCUGGGCCGCUUCUCUUCCUGACUCGGGAUCGCGGAGGGCCCUGAGCUAGGGCACCCAGCCGGGUCUGCGGCGUUCCUGUCUGUGGCCCCGUGGUGGGUCCCAACUGUCUCUGCGGGCCUUGCUCCCUGAGGAACCGGCACUAGAUAAACCGUCGCCCGGACUUCCUUGGGUACCCAGGCUUCUGUUGGUGCUCGGCGAAGAUCCUGGCACAGUGCAGCCGCUCCAGGAUUAUUUGUUGAAUUGAAUAGCUCUUCUGGAAGACUAGAGAAGUUUUCUUUCUGGUCACCUACCACUGGUUCCAUGGCUACCAUGCAGAUGGAUCCUGAGCUUGCCAAGCGCCUCUUCUUUGAAGGGGCCACUGUGGUCAUCCUGAAUAUGCCCAAGGGGACGGAGUUUGGCAUUGACUACAACUCCUGGGAGGUGGGGCCCAAGUUCCGGGGUGUGAAGAUGAUCCCACCAGGCAUCCACUUCCUUCACUACAGCUCUGUGGACAAGGCCAAUCCCAGGGAGAUGGGCCCUCGAAUGGGCUUCUUCCUCAGCCUCCAGCAGCGGGGGCUGAUGGUCCUGCGCUGGAAUGCAGUCCGGGAAGAGGUAGACCUGUCCCCAGCCCCAGAAGCUGAGGUGGAGGCCAUGAGGGCCAACCUCCAGGAACUGGACCAGUUCCUGGGACCCUACCCAUACGCCACGCUCAAGAAGUGGAUCUCACUCACCAGCUUCAUCAGUGAGGCCACAGUGGAGAAGCUACAGCCCGAGAGUCGACAUAUCUGUGCCUUCUCGGAGGUGCUGCCGGUGCUGUCCAUGAAGCACACCAAGGAUCGGGUGGGCCAGAAUCUACCCCGCUGUGGCACUGAGUGCAAAAGCUACCAGGAGGGCCUGGCCCGGCUGCCUGAGAUGAAGCCCAGAGCCGGCACAGAGAUCCGCUUCUCAGAGCUGCCCACACAGAUGUUCCCGGCAGGUGCCACGCCAGCAGAAAUAACCAGGCACAGCAUGGACCUGAGCUAUGCCCUGGAGACUGUGCUCAGCAAGCACUUCCCCAGCAGCCCCCAGGAUGUGCUAGGUGAGCUCCAGUUUGCCUUCGUAUGCUUCCUUCUGGGGAAUGUGUACGAGGCAUUCGAGCACUGGAAGCAGCUCCUGAACCUUCUGUGCCGGUCAGAAGAGGCCAUGGUGAAGCACCACACCCUCUACAUCAACCUCAUCUCCAUCCUGUACCACCAGCUUGGUGAGAUCCCCGCUGACUUCUUUGUGGACAUUGUCUCCCAGGACAACUUCCUCACCAGCACCUUACAGGUUUUCUUUUCCUCCGCCUGCAGUGUGGCUGUGGAUGCCACCCUGAGGCAGAAAGCUGAAAAGUUCCAAGCUCACCUGACCAAGAAGUUUCGAUGGGACUUUGCAGCAGAGCCUGAGGACUGCGCCCCGGUGGUGGUGGAGCUCCCGGAGGGUGUGGGGACCGGCUAACCAGGAAUGCUCUCGCCCCGGGGAGGCCCCUUCCCUCAUGGCUGCAGUCCUGGCUUCUCCAUUCCUUCUUCCUACUGGAACCUGUUGGGGCACUAGCCCCACCAAGUUCUGCAGAAAUGGAGCCAGAAUUCCCUCUUUCACCAAUAAAUAAGUUCCUUCAGUGCCAGAGGGUCUAUAUCCUGUCGUAAAGGCCUAUUUGUGAUUCCCUGUCAGCCUGGCCUUGGUGCUGACCUAACUGAAUUCCAAAAGACCUGCCUUGGCAGCAGCCUGCUUCCUUCCAGAAGAGAAGAAGUUGAGCCAGAGCCCAAGAGAACUGAUUGCUUAUUCCAUAGAAGCAUUAGAAAACAGGAAUCCCUGGACUGCCCGGGAGUCUGAGAUGUCAGUUGAUGACUUUUUAAAAGGUCAGCAGAGGGUAACAGAGAGAUGAGCCAGAAUUUCUGCCUGUCUUUGUUAAAUGGGAAUACAUAUUACAGAAAACAUGGCGUGUGACCCCUCUGAAGCCCCAGAUUUGGAAGGGUUUUGGAGAAGACAGUUGGGUUGAUUCUGAUGAGCAGUCAGCUUUUGUUUUCUCCGUCUAAGCCUCUUUCUCCUGUCCAGGGGUCCCAGUGGAUAGUCUUUCAAGAUCGACCUCAGAGGCCUUGCCGGGGCCCUACCCCUCCCAUCUGCUCCAUUCUUAGGCGUCAGACUUAGAAGUGGGACUUGGCAACCCUCCUGUGCCCCAUUCCUCACCACAGUCAACUGUGACUGUUUCUGAUGACCUGGAGAUUCAACAACAGAGAGAAGGUUCUUGCUUUAAGCUGGCUUCUCUUUGGCCCUGUUGAAGUUGUGCACCUUUAUUCAAAGCUUCAGAAGUGACCUGGUCAGUCUAGAUCUUCCCAGUCCUGCUGUAGCACCAUUAGCCACAGGAGUGGGGAUGCUCCGGUGUCUGGGAGACCUGAGGGCACACCCAUCAGGCACACAGGCCCUGCAUGACCUGACCUCACACUGUUGUGCUGUGACCUGAGCUGCUCUCCCAAGGCUGCAGCUCACACCAGGUUUCUGAAUGAGAGUCCCUGCUGGUUAAGACUUUUGGUUCCACUUGUUUCCUUGGAGUUGUUUUUCCAGGAGCAUAACAUACAUUAAAGUCUUUGAAUUGAGUCUAAA
Messenger RNA from Phacochoerus africanus (Common warthog), 2720 nucleotides. RefSeq names its product AAR2 splicing factor (gene AAR2). Lineage: Eukaryota; Metazoa; Chordata; Mammalia; Artiodactyla; Suidae. Bases 423 to 1577 code for a protein of 384 amino acids. The record is from RefSeq and is a predicted model, not a curated record. Gene Ontology annotation, biological process: spliceosomal tri-snRNP complex assembly. The transcript is spliced from 5 exons.